AUGGCCAAUUCUGGCGGUUCGGGGAACUUUAUCAAGAUGGAAAUGGGGUAGGUCUUUGGUCCACGGUAACUGAAAUUGGGUCGUUUGGAAUUUAGGAGAAAUUUGGAUGCUCUUGGCCAAACUUUUGGGGGUUAUGCGACCAAAAUUAUUUAUUAUAUUAUUUUAGUCAUCAAUUUUUUGAUGAUUUUUCAAAUUUUUUUGGAGAAUUUUGGCAAAACACGGGCUGAAUUUGACUGCCUUUGAUACUACUCGGAGUUUAUAAUAAUAAAAGUUUAAAAAUUUGGCAAAUUUAAUCAAAAAAUAAAUUGAGUAAUGGUAUAGUUUAGGCUAAAAAUGAAAUUUUUUAGCGCCGAUAUGAUGUCAAACCCAAAUUACAUCCAAAAACCUCAACUCUACAAUAUGAGCGCUCCUCCAGACCCAAUGCAGUACACACAAGCUCAAGCCACCUCGAGUAAGCAGUCAUUUAAAAAAUACAAUUGAUUUAGUUGAAAAAUUAAAAUUAUUGAGUCAUUUUAUCCUAAAAAGCUUAAAAAGUCAACUUUAAAGUGUACAAAUGUAGAUUUCCAGGCCCAUCCACCUCAACCAACCCCUAUGCCAACAAAUUUGUGAUGCCGAAAGCCGCGACGAAUAAGGAGUUUGUUGUGAACGCAAAGAAUGAAAAGAAGUUGACGGCAGUUCCGAAAAAGUCCUCGCAAUUGCCGGCCAAUAAUUCGGGGCCAAUGGGAAUUCGUCCGACAAGCGCCGAUUCCUGCAAUACGAUCACUCAAUACCUGAUGAAGUUUAAUGUAGUAAGUGGAUAUUUCGGAAGAUUAUUUUCUACAAACGAAAAUAUUAUAUGUAAUUGAGGAAUUUUUAUGCUACAAAUUUGACACUGUACGACUCAAUCAUAAGCGGGGUUAUUGUAUAUUUUUCGUAUAAAAUGGCAACCAACAUUUUUACAAAGCUCGGGCGCAGCUCACAAAAGUAGUUUUGCCAAAAAAUGUUGCGAAUUAUUUUCGCACGUAAAAUCGCUCUCCUUUCCGCUGUAAAACUCGAAUUUUCAGAGUAAAGAAGAGGACUUUUCGAGGAAAGCCAUCGAGAGUUUGAUCAAGAAGCUCAAAGACAAGCGCGAUGAAUUGGAAGGAUUCAUCAACAACAUUGCCGGGAUGGGAGCCAACGUUGGGAGUUGUGUGACGAUCCCGCGAACGUUGGAUGGCCGACUUCAAGUGGCGGGUCGGAAGGGCUUCCCGCACGUUGUCUAUUGCCGUAUCUUCCGCUAUCCCGACCUCCACAAGAACGAAUUGAAGCACGUGGAUUGCUGCACGUAUGCGUUCGACUUGAAGAGCGAGCUGGUCUGCGUGAAUCCCUAUCACUACACUCGGAUUGCGAAUGCCGCAUUGGGGACGCUCGAUCUUUCGGCAUUGAACAUCAGCAACUUGAACGGGGAGAGCCGGCCGAGACCGGGGCCGGGCCGUCCGCCCGGCAGCUCGUAUGGGCCGGCAACUGCCAUGCAACAACGGAUGAAACAGCCAGCUCAACAGCCACCUGCCACACCGUCGAAUCAGUCGAAUUACCCCACCAAAAAUUAUAGCCAAUAUCCGCAAACGCCGAGCUACCAACGAAUGCCCAUGGAUAACAAUUAUCGUUCUCCCAAUCAGUCGUCGGUCCAAUACCCCGCCGGAUACAUGUCGCAGAGGAUGGGAAACAGUGGAAUGAAGAGCAAUGUCAGCCCUAACGCCCCUUCGAGCAGUCUACAUACCUCGCCGAAUCAAAAAACAACUCCGUCUGGAGAUCCGGGCUACAAUUUGACUCAAGUAUCGCCCUUAAAAAGUAGUAAGUUGAGGGUGAAAAGAUAAUUUCUUGACUGAAAACUAGUUCAGUUGACUUUUUGGCCGUUGAAAAUUUGAAUUUCGAUUGAAUCUAAUAUUAAUUCUUCAUAUUUUAGAUGUGAUGCCCUCUCCGACCUUCACCAUGACUCAAUCAAACUACAACCCUUCCGCUCAGACCUCAUACAACGCCGGGUAUCCUCAAGUGAGCUCCAGUCAGAUGCCAGGGCAAUAUUCAACCCAAGGCCAGUAUUACCCUCAUCAAUCCUAUAAUUAUCCCUAUCCAAGUGACUCCAGUUCUGCACAAAGUCAAGGAGUCACUGGAGGUCAAUCAAUGGCGCAAGGCCAAGGAUUGACUAGAAAUUCUCAAUCCGGAGGCCCAUCAGGACAAUCGGCAGCGCAGAAGCCUCAGGGGACACCAGUUACAACUCAAGGAAUUGCCAGCCAAAUCCCAGCAACUGGUCCGUCCAUGACAUCGACGACUCAUCCUCGCCAAACUAGUCAACAAUCCAACCAAUCGUAUAGCCAAAUGACGAGUCAACUGCCUUCCCAGUCCAUGCCCAGACCAGUGAUGUCCAGUUAUCCGAUGAACCCGGCCGCCGCCACAAUGCAAUACCAAAGCCAGCAAGUGUCCUCGGCGCCCGGCUAUCAGUCCGGCUACCCGUCGCAGGGCUAUGGCCCGAGCCAAAUGCAAUCCCCCGUCGCCAACCUCCCACCCACCUAUCCGCAGCCCAACUAUUAUCAGCAGUAUUUGCAGAAUGCGGAUCCUUUGCUAUAUCAGGACGCGGCAAAUUAUACGCAGCAACAGCAAGCCGAUGUGGCCUCGCCGUGUUCGUCGACUGGAGUUCCUCCGGCUCAGUCGAAUGAGCCGCCCGAAAAGGAGAAAAUGAAACAUCCAAGUAAGCAAUUGCUUUUUUGGACCUUAUUUUAGAUUAAAAAUGAUGAAUUUGGUUAAUUGAAAGCGUUAAAAUUGUUUUGCAGUUGCUUUUUAAUGGUGAAAAUGAAGUAAAUUUAAUUUCAGUGGCCACUAUCGACGAAUUUGACUUGAUUUUGCAUGCAAAAAUUGCGCAAUUCCACGCGGAGGACCGGCGAAAGCUGCACGAAGCGCGGAGAAUUCAUCGUCAAAGGAAACCCCUCAGGGCAGUGAACUCGAACAACCCGGACGCCGAACUCUUCUACGAGCUUCCCCAUCGCCGAGACCGCUUCACAGUGACGUUCGACCCUCAGGGCACCCAGUUCCAGAAGUUUAAUUACAUCAGCGGGAAGACCGCGUUCCUCCAGCCCGAGGCCAAAGAACAGAUCUCCAAAAGCUACGGCCAGAGCUGGCUGAGUGUCACUUAUGUCGAGUUCAACACUCCCUGUGGGGAGGUGUUCAACGCGCUGAACGAGUAUCCGAAUGUGAUUGUGGAUGGGAGUGUGAGGAUCAACUCCAAUGCAAGGUUCUCCCUGGGGUGCACCUCGAAUGGAAAUCGGACCGAUCUGUCGGCGGACUGUCUGUAAGUUGAGGGGAAUCCGAGGAAAGAGAUUUGAUGGGGCUAGUUUCCUCAGCCUAUCUGGUAAUUUCUAAAUUUCAAAUACACAGUAUUUUUCACUUUAUCUGAUGUCCCAAGUUUCAGUGAGCGAAUGCGCCGAGGAGUGAAGAUAAUGCAGAAGAACGAGGGCGAUAUUUGGCUGGCCUGCAUGACUGGUCCAGUCUUCAUCCAAAGCACAUACCUGGACAACCUGACCGAGCGGCUGGUCGCUGAUUGGCCUCACGAAUUCGGGGUUGGAUGUGUGGUGAAGGUGUUCGAUCUGAACGAAUAUUACGACCGAAUCAAUCGAUGGGCAGAACAACAAAGAGAAGAGGAUGCCAGAGGCGACAAUGAGUACAAUGGACCGGGAUCCGACUCGGAAGACGACGAUUGCAUCAAAAGGGUAAGAGAUGGCAAGGAUAAUAUAUUUUGGUCGAAAAAAGAUGAAUUGAACAUCGGAAUAAUGGAAUUUUUAUUUCAGAAACAGCGUCCGUUGGAUGUGGACACACUUCGCGACUGGUUUACGGUCAAACUCUCGUUCUUCCAUGGAUUUGGAUUCCCGUUCUUCAAACGGAAGGUCAUCCAAGAAUGCCCCUGCUGGAUUGAAUUACAGUCGCAAGCGUAAGUUUUGGAAAAGAAUACUGCUAAUUACAGUAUGUUCUAUCAUCUAUGCAAAAAACAGCUUGAUAUCUCUACAUUCUCCUACAAAAAUUAACUCUGAUAUUAACCAUGCCAUAUUUUAGGGCCGCUGAUCUCUUGGAUGGAGUGCUCCGUGAACACGACAAUUAUAUGCGUCAACAGGCAGCAAUUGACAACCCAUAUGGUGCCUACCUCUCCGAUUCUCCAUCUACGAAUUCCCUUUUCUCGGACAACGGCGAUGAUGAUCGACUUCGGCUGAGCGCCGGCGGAGGUGUCCCCAAUCUAGAGAUUGGCCGAAUGUAUGAUGGCCACAGUCUGGAUCGACUGUAG
Molecule: messenger RNA, 4285 nt
Organism: Bursaphelenchus xylophilus (pine wood nematode)
Lineage: Eukaryota; Metazoa; Nematoda; Chromadorea; Rhabditida; Aphelenchoididae
Source: the annotation of a GenBank genome assembly